CCCAGCCCGGCACAAACUUCACUUCUCUCUCUCUCUCUCUCUCUCCCUCCAGCUGUCGUCUCCACACACCCAACCCCAACAGCCCGAGUACCCAACCGCGCCUCCUCUUCUGUUCCUCCGCCGCCGCCGUGCGAAUCCUGAGGGUUCGUGGCAUGGCUGACACCCUCGACAUGUCGCUCGACGACAUCAUCACCAAGAACAAGCACCAUCACCGCCGUGGCCGCCACAACCCAGCGUCCGCCGCCUCGGGAGGAUCCGCGCACCCACGCCGCCGCUUCCGCAGCCGCGCCGCCACCCGCGCCGUCGCCGCGCCCUACCACCAACUCAGCCUCCCGCAACAGGUGCCGCCGGCUUUCGGAUAUGUUGCCCAGCCGAUGGCCAUGGUGACGGCGCCGUCUGCCUUGGACCCGCCCACCAAGCUCUACAUCUCCAACCUCGACUACAACGUCUCCAACGAGGAUAUCAAGGAACUGUUUUCUGAGAUGGGUGAAAUCCAGCGCUACUCCAUUAACUAUGACAAGAGUGGAAGAUCAAAGGGAACUGCAGAGGUCGUAUUUUCGGCAAGAUCAUCUGCCGUAGCUGCUCUUAAGAAGUAUAACAACGUGCAUCUUGAUGGCAAACCUAUGAAAAUUGAAGUCAUUGGGACAAACAUUGAGGCACCUGCACCCAUACCUGCUAUUUUCGCUUUGGCUCCAUCUCCUGGAAACUUCAGUUUUCCUUCCAAAAGUGGACCUGGAAUGGGUGUUAGCGGUCGAGGAUGGUCUCGUGGUGGAGGUGGCUUCAGUGGUCGCAGCGGAGGUGGGUUCGGUGGUCGUGGCCGAGGGCGUACGGACCGUGAGCGAGGGAAGGGAGGGGGUCGCAUCCUGGAACUUUCUGCUGCAGAUCUCGACGCCGACUUGGACAAGUACCACUCGGCUGCAAUGCAAAUCAGCUAAAUGGAUCUGGCAUUGCAUUGCGUGUGUUCUUGUUUUUCUGUAGUGAUAUAUGGUCCUGACCUAUAUUAAUUGGAUAACGAUCUUUAUGCUAAACUGGCAUGGUAGAAGGUAGCAUUGGGUGAUGAAAAUGGAGGGGAACAUGUGAGGUGCCAUUCCUUCAUUUGCAAUAUAGCAGGAGGGAGGGAAUUGGUCUAUUUGAGAUGAAAAUUUCUGAAGCUUAAUCACAUUCAGGUUCUGUUUGGCUGGUUUA
Molecule: messenger RNA, 1185 nt
Organism: Triticum urartu
Lineage: Eukaryota; Viridiplantae; Streptophyta; Magnoliopsida; Poales; Poaceae
Product: THO complex subunit 4A
Biological process (GO): mRNA export from nucleus
Cellular component (GO): nucleus
Molecular function (GO): mRNA binding
Source: RefSeq, a predicted model, not a curated record